Molecule: messenger RNA, 347 nt
Organism: Chionomys nivalis (European snow vole)
Lineage: Eukaryota; Metazoa; Chordata; Mammalia; Rodentia; Cricetidae
Product: 60S ribosomal protein L7a-like
Exons: 1
Coding region: 34-306 (90 amino acids)
Source: RefSeq, a predicted model, not a curated record
CUGGUGGUCUUCCUGCCUGCCCUGUGUCGCAAGAUGGGGGUCCCCUACUGCAUCAUCAAGGGAAAGGCCAGGCUGGGACGGCUGGUCCACAGGAAGACGUGCACCACUGUUGCCUUCACACAGGUUAACUCGGAAGACAAGGGUGCUCUGGCCAAGCUGGUGGAAGCUAUUAGGACCAAUUACAACUACAGAUAUGAUGAGAUCCGCCGCCACUGGGGAGGCAACGUCCUGGGUCCUAAAUCUGUGGCUCGAAUUGCCAAGCUGGAAAAGGCAAAGGCCAAAGAACUCGCCACUAAACUGGGUUAAAUGUACUGCUGAGUUUUCUGUACAUAAAUAUAAUUAUAAAA